This is a messenger RNA of Linum tenue, 844 nucleotides long. The record is from the annotation of a GenBank genome assembly. NCBI's taxonomy places the organism in Eukaryota, Viridiplantae, Streptophyta, Magnoliopsida, Malpighiales, Linaceae.
UUUGCACAGGCUUUUGCAUGGAUGAGAGGCCUGAAGGUCAACUUUGGCAAGAGAAAGUUGUUUCCAGUGGGAGAUGUGCCAGAAAUCAUUAGGUAUGCCGAGUUGUUGGGUUGUGAUUGAGAAUUUCUUCCCACGAUUUAUCUGAGAAUGCCAUUGGGGGCGACUACCUCAACAAAUACAUUAUGGAAUGAGAGCCUCUCAAAGCUGCACUGGAAAUUGUCGGGAUGGAAAGAAAUUGCAUGUCAAUGGGAGGGCAAAUCAUUUUGUGUAACUCCGUUUUGGCUGCUCAACCAGCAUAUUUGUUUGCCCUUUUCAAAGCCCCUAGAAAGAUUAUUAAUAGCAUGAAAAAAGUGCAUAGAGACUUCAUUUGGAGCGACACGAUGGUGAAACAGAGAUUGCACUUGGUUUCCUGGGAAAAUUGCAAAACACCGAGGAAUAAAGGGGGCUUCAGUUUACCUGAUCUUGAGUUUCGCAACUUUGUGUUACUGGGCAAGUGGUGGUGGAAGGCUGCAACUGAAAAAGAUGCAUGGUGGCGUCAUUUGCUUGCCUUCAAAAAUCCAAAUUCGAAUACAGAAUGGCUGUUGGGCUCGACUCAAGGCAGUAUGGGGUGCCGCCCGUGGAGUCAGAUCAGCAAACUUAAGCCAUUGAUCUGGUCGAGAGCCAGGUUUGAAGCUAGAUGUGCUUGGCUUUCCUUCUGGCACGACAAAUGGACUACGACUGCAACACUUGCGAAAGUAUACCCAAGAGUUGUUGCUGUUACCUUGUCAAUCCUAACAGUAUGGUACUUGAGAAUAUCGUUAUGGUGAGUGAGAGUAAGAAAUUCGAGAAUCUUCGAGGGAAAGAA